AUACCAUGUAUUACCACCAUGGUAACUAACCAUACACCAUACACACAUUACCACCAUGUUAUCUUACAAAAGCUCCCAUUAUGCAGGCUGAGAAUGCAAUCAAACUGCUUGAAGCAUCAAUGAAGGCAAUGAUGAAAGCAAUCAAAGACCAGUACAAAAGCCAAAUUGACAAUCUGAUCAGACACAAGGAGAAUCUUGCGAAAGAAAGCUGUGAUGAAAAUGUUCAGCCAACAGAAGGAGAAAAAUUUCAGUGUGAAGAUGAUGAAGAAGAGAAUGAUGAAGAAAUGAAUGCCAGUUUGAAUAAAACACUCAAUGAAAUAUUCAAACAGGCAAAGAUAGACCAGAACAAAGAGGAGAACGAGGAGCAAACACAGAAAGAAGAUGAUUCACAACCAUCUACAGUCGAUCUUGCUGCAUCUACACCGAAGCCAAAAGAAAAGGAGCAAGAUGAUUCUGAUCCAGGAGCUGUGAAUAGGGAAAGCAUCCAAAAAGAAGGAGGUCCACUGGGGGAAGUUGCAACAGAACCACCAGAACAAUCUGUUCAAGAAGGUCUGAAUCAGGGAACACCACAACAAGAGGACACCCCGAAAGCAGUUCCAGAACAGACAUCUGCAAAAGAAACAGGAGAAAAAGGAGCUACCAAAACAGCAGAUCCAAUGGAAGUUGAUAAGGAAACAACAGAAGAAGGGAAUACAGGGCAAGCUGCGCAAAAGACUCCAGAAACUGACAGCGAGAAAACGGUGUCAGAUGAUGUUGUUCGAGAAGAGGCUCCAAAACUGACAACCGAAGUUGCUGAAAAGCCUAAAGUGACAAGGGAAGACGACAUUCCAUCCUUUGAUCUCAGCCCUCUCAACCGUCAAACACCAACAACACCAACGAAGUUGACUACCAACACGGCAACCGAUCAACCAGGAGAGCCUCGCAAAAGAAGAAUCGUGGUGAAGAAUUUGAAUGUAUAUGAAAAGAAGGCAAGAACAACACCACCACCAGCACAGCCACAAAGCACCCAGUCACAGACGGCGUCAUAUGCUAUAUGGUCAAAUCUGUACACAAAUAGCCAAGAGAAGCUCAAGGAAGUCCGUGAAUGCAUAGAUGCUUACCUAGAGGACCUGAAUUCUCCAACUGUCGAACCAGUUGCUCCACAAUCACAAAAAUCACCAGUUGAAUGGUCAACACCAACACAAACAACACCUGAUGAUAUGUUCAGCAACAUCCUGGAGUACAUAAGAUGCAAAAACAAGAAAUUUUUCAAGAGGUAAGUAGUCAUCAUCUUAAAACUUCUACUGUUAUAUGAUUUUACUGUAGUGAUCUAGUUUGUUACCAUAUGGUAAAAUAUGGUAAGAUAUGGUAAAAUUAGAUAAAUCUAUGGUUUAAUGUUACAAAAUGUAGUAAUGCACAAGUCCUGUUUUGUUUUAGUUUAAUACCAUAUGGUAUGAUGUGGUAAGCUAAGGUUUGUUGUUAAAGAAUGGAUUAAACCAUAACUCCUGUUCUAUUUUACUUAUUACCAUAUGGUAAGAUGUGGUAAGCUGGUGUGUUUUACUUAUUACCAUAUGGUAAGAUGUGGUAAGCUAUGGUUUUGUUGUGGUAACCUAUUGUUUGAUGUCAUAAAUUAAAGUAAACCAUCCGUCCUGUUGUGAUGUGCUUUUAUACAGUGAUGAGAUAAUGUUUAAAAGGAAGGAUGGAACAUUCUUGCUGAAAAGGGAGUCAGUACAGUUGAUUGACAUUGGCUGUGAAAUCACAUCUGAUGUCGUCGACUGGUAUGGAGAUGUAAUGAACAGGAAUGAAGCAAAAAAAGGAAAAUUCAAAAGGUGGUUCUUCGAUACAUCUUUGGCAGUAAGUAAACCCACCCAUAUUCUGUCAAUAGUUCUUAGACAACACAUAUAUAAAACACAUAAUAACAAACACAACUUUCAGGGUGACUGCCAACUGGACAUUGAUAGUGGCAAUCCUGUACUAUCUCCAGACGAUUACUACAACAAAGUGGACUUGGACAUCACCAACAAAGAAUGGGCAAAAAACCUCAGCUUCACAGAAUGUAACCUUGUAAGUAUCUCACCACAAUUUUUGCAGUGGUUACCAUAUGGUAUAUAGUGCUAAAAUUAGUUUGCAGUGGUUACCAUAUGGUAUAUAGUGCUAAAAUUAGUUUGCAGUGGUUACCAUAUGGUAUAUAGUGGUAAAAUUAGUUUGCAAUGGUUCUUAACUUACUGUUCAUCACUUAUAUGGCAACUGCUUACCAUAUGGUAUACUGUGGUAAAAUUAUUUUGCAGUGGUUCUUCCCUUACUGUAAUAACAAGCACUACAUCAUGAUUUGUGUCAACAUCAAAGCAGAGAGAUUUGAAGUACUCGACAGUCUCCGUCACAAAGAUUUUGAAGAAACCUACAAACCAAUGACAAAGAGGGUUGUCCAGUACGCAAUCAACUACAUGAAGACACAGUUUGCAGAGAAGACAGUAAGGUGGGAAAGGUUUACCUGGUUCAACCUCGAGAAGGUUACACAACCAGAUCAAAUUUCAUGUGGGAUGUACAUCAUCAGGUGGAUGAGACACUGGGAAGGUAAGUACAACAGUGCCCUGACCAAAGAUUGGAAGAGGAUUGAUCUCAUAAAUGAAGAAAGGGAGUGCCUGAUGUUUGACAUCAUUCUUGAUGAAGAAAAUCUUGAACGGGAAAGGAUCAUGAAAGAAGCAACAAAGUACUGCAACAUGAAGAACAAGAAUAAAGAGUUGAAAGGAAGGAGAUGAAAAUUCUAUUAUCGUUUGUGUUAAGUAGUAGGAGGGUAUAAGUAAGCUUUUGAGAACAAACUCACAAUGUUCAGUAGCCACUUCAUUUUAAUUAGUAGGAUGGUAUGAAACAACUUAUUAUGGUUUGUAUUAUGACUAAAUGAAAUGUUCUGUUUUUU
This is a messenger RNA of Linum trigynum, 2896 nucleotides long. NCBI's taxonomy places the organism in Eukaryota, Viridiplantae, Streptophyta, Magnoliopsida, Malpighiales, Linaceae. The record is from the annotation of a GenBank genome assembly.